Messenger RNA from Ambispora leptoticha, 1500 nucleotides. The record is from the annotation of a GenBank genome assembly. Lineage: Eukaryota; Fungi; Glomeromycota; Glomeromycetes; Archaeosporales; Ambisporaceae.
AUGAAUUGGACUGGUGGUAAAAGAAACGCGAUAAAAGGAAAACAUGAAAAACAGAAACAACGAGAAUUCUUUAAUCGACAAAGACUACGAAAAGUUCGUGUUUUUCUAAACCCUGUGACAAGAAAAACGCGGGGACUGCCAAAUAUCGAUUUACUUUUUCAUCGUCGUGAUCAAAAUUCUACAUCAAAUGAUGAAGUGAAUAACAGCAAAAAUAACGACACUGACAAGAUCAACUUAAGUGUUGGUGAAGAUAAUAGUGACGGUGAAGAUGGAGAAACGGAUACACCCGUUGUUGAACAAAAAGAACAAUCUAUUAUUACAUAUGUUGGAUUGGAUUUUCGACUACGACGAGAAAGCGCUGAAAACUCUAAGAAAAUAUCAGAUAUCAAUGCGCGUAAGAAAAGUAUUUUAAAAGAUAUUGAUUGGGCCGGUAUUUCCUCUUCUUUGGUCAACAAACCCCAAUCAAGUGCACAAUUUAUGUCUAAUGGUGAUGAAUACGAUGACGACAAUGUUGAUACAGAACAAUCGGACAAAAAUGAAAUUGAAAUAAGCGACGAGAGUAGUUCUGUUAAUGAUGAUAUUCCUUCUACACAACUUGAAGAACCUGCAGAUUGGCCAAAUUUUACAAUUGCAGCACGUCCAAUUACCAUCGAGUCAUUGGAAUGGUAUAAAUUUCUAUCGAAUUCUCAAAAUCACAAAAAUCCUUUGGGUGAAGAAGAGAUAAAUGCUUAUCAUAAUAAAGACUCUCUCUCAUCGACAACGAUGCUGAUAGAAAAAAAUCAGAUAGAAUUAACAAAAGACUCUGAAUCGGUAUUGAAUUUGGCAUGGAAUAAAUUCCUUGAUGAACAGGAUAAUAACAAUGAAACACUUUCAACAGAUAAUGAGGAAAACAAAAAGCUUCAAAAUGAUUUUCAUGAUGACGACGUGUACGAUGAACGACAAUAUUUGAAUUCUUGUUCUAUUCAAGCCAAUUACAGUCCACAACUUAGUCUUAGAAGAACUAUUCCUACUACAAUAACAGAAAAUAUCGCCACCACUUAUAUCAACUAUAAUGAUGAACAUGAACAUCGAGAGAUUAAUCUUUCAGGAAAUCAUGAAGACAAUAUUUCAAUUAAAGAAAAACCAUCAACAUCACCAUUAUCGAAGGAUAUUAAUAAUAACAACGAUGACAAGGACAAUGAUUAUAAAAAGAAAAAUGAAAAGUUAAUUGAUCGAGUUCAUCAACUUGAAAUAAAAAAUGUUAUACUUUCGAUUGAACUGGGUUUUCUCAAAGAUGAUGUACGAAUGCUGAAAGAAAUUAUCAAUACUGCGACAACAAAUGAAUAUAAUAAAAUCAUUGAUGUAUCUUCAAAUCAUCAGCAGCAGAAACACAAAGAAUCCAAUAACAAAACAAUAAUAACACUACCAAAAAUUAACGAAUUUACAGAAAUUCCAACAGAACUAAUAACAAACAAAACAUCAACUACUAUUGCUGACGUCGAACAUCAGCAUCAUUAUUGA